Messenger RNA from Prorocentrum cordatum, 1955 nucleotides. The record is from the annotation of a GenBank genome assembly. NCBI's taxonomy places the organism in Eukaryota, Dinophyceae, Prorocentrales, Prorocentraceae.
AGGACACAGACAAGGAGAUUUUUAAAGCAGUGGAACCUUUUAAUUCGGUCUUUCGACGACGAUAUCAAAGAGCUGGGCUAGGUACGGAGUAGCUCACCUGCGGCGCUAAAGUUUUUCAGAACAUAUACACGGAAUGCGCCAUCCAUGGUUAGCAGUGCGAGGCAAUACCAAUUAAUUGCUUGAGGGCUUUAUCGUUCAGCAUGGACGAAGGCAACGGCAAAUAUUGCAUUUUGGGACGCAGAGUUGUGCAUUUCUGUUCUGCGUGGUCAGUGGGAUUUCAAAGCGGCAUUUGUACCAUAUCAAAACAGAUAUUGAGAUCAUAUCGGGCCCACCGUGGAUUACGAAGACAGUGCAGAGAGGACGCAUUGAUAAGCACAGUGAGUAGCACAUGGCCUGAUUCAGGAGCUUCACCAUGGCCACUUCACGACGAAGUUCGACUGCGCAAACGCGUUUGGAUGUGCGAUGCGAGACAAGCUGGGGCUGAUUGCACAUGAAACGAGCUUACAGCGGGAUAUUCCAGUCGCAGCGGGGGCGAUCGAUCAUUCAUCGAUGGUGAUUUCGGGCAACGACGACGAGGUGAACCCUGUGCCACAAACUGGAAGCCAAAUUGGGUUGUGCCUGGCGCCGAGGGACUUCAAUGACUGUUACACUCCAGACAUCAAUAAGUGGAGUUCCGAGUUUAUGGAUAAGAACAGCACGUACGGAUUCUUGAAGACGAGGAGCCCCGCAUUGGUGAUGCAUGAGGAGGUGGUUUUGAGCUUGGCCGCGUUCGUGGACGACGUCACGAAGACGCACGUAUGGCUGGGGACACCAACCCCUGUGGAGGCUACUGUUAAGAUCAAUGCUGCGUCGGAAAUGCUGGAGCGAGAACCUGGAGAUGGCGGUUGGCACUUGAACGCUGGGAGGCCCAACCAUCUACUCAGCUUGCAAGGCACAGGUGCAAAGGCCACAACAUGGAAAUUACAAACAAAACAAAGUAAUAUGCGGAUGUUUGGGCCGUAUUUGGCGUCUGAUGGCGCACGCAGUCAUGACCUGUGACUACGGGGCGGGGCUGUAUAUCGAGCUUGGCGACAAGGAUGCGUUCUUUGGAAGGCGAAAGGGCUCAAGAGAACACAAGAGCUGAUGCUCCAGAGCUUAGUGCAGGGAUCGGCCCUCUCGGGGAUUACAACCGUAGUAUUGGAGAAGCGACAUGUCAAGUAUUUGGACACGAUUAUGGUAAAUCUUUAGAGCUACACGGCGAGAGGAGCGUUCUCAUGGGAAGCAGAUGGUGACAACAGAAAAGCAAACAUGACCAACUACCAGGUCUACGAGUAUCUGGGCACUCUCAACGUGGAGGCAACGCUGUCCAUUCGACGUAUCAAGAGACUUCACUGCCGGGGGAGGACCACAGAAAAAGCGAAACAAGUACUGGCAGCAAAACAUGGAAAUACGCGGAUGGAGGGAACGAUUGGAAUUUCACGCUUGGGCGCCACUUUGGGUGUGUAUUCAGGGAGCACGCCCUGGGCAUUGCAGAUGCAAGCAGUUUGCGCACGCUGCAUUUUUGAACGGACAGUUUCGCGCAUGGCAUGUGAACGAUGGCAGAGAUUGGCUGCUAUCCAAAGAGUGUUCGGAGGAUGAAGAAUGUGCGAUCCUCUGACAUUCUCAUUAUCCGAUCAGGUUCUCGAAUACUGCGAUGGAUAAUGAAGGAGGACCAGGGCAGAAUGUAGGAGGAGGCCGAAAACUUGAUGGACAACCAUUCGUCUACAACGUGGGCAUAUUCAAGGAGCAGAAGGGGGUGGGAUGCGGAAGGUGUUUUGCAAGUUCUCGAGCAUUGGCAACGCACCAGCAGCAAGCGCACACAUGCUGAUCAGUCUUGGCAAUAUUAACAAUAUCGAACCAAUGCCCCUGGUGCAGAGCAGUAUUCGCAUGCAGGCAAGUAGCAAAACACCAGUGCAUGGCAGCAGCCGGAGAAAACU